UCACAGGUAUGACCAGAAGGGCAAUACAGCUCGCACUUUUGUCACAGAUUUUUACAUCCACUGAAGAUAAAGAUGUUUUUAGGUCAUCUAAAACAUCUUGAAGACUUUGGGUCGGUCCAACUGCAUAAACGUCAUUCAAAUACGCUAGAAUGGUAACACUUAUGUCUUUUCACUGCCUGACAUAAGAUUGGAUGAAUGGCCGCUGCAAAAAGGGCCGGCCCCAAUGGAUCUCCAUGGUGGACACUCUGACUUGAGCAUUAUUGGUUUUAGUCACCUCAGUGACACUGCAUGGAAACAAGCAGCUCUUAAGAUCAGGUUUGGAGGACUUGGUCUAACACAGGUCAGACAAGUUUCUCAUGCAGCUUACUUAUCUUCAUGGUGUCAGACUAUGAACAAGUUGCCUAGUCGUUUCUCAUCAAUGUCUGACCUGAUCAACUAUCUGAAAGAGUCUGAAUCAGUUCCAGAAUCAAUUGGCUCUACUCUAAAGCCAGUGUUUCAGUUAUUGCCACCUUUGCCAAAAUCAGUCGACAAUGAAUCAGAGGAAAAUCAGUCCAUUGAAGAUUUCAUUUCAUACCCACGAAAGUUACAGUAUCGCCUAUGUACCAAGAUUGCCAGCAGUGAAGUUGGUGACCUGCUCGCCCGUGUCCUCUCUGAUAGAGAUGCAGCAAGGUUACAAUGUUUACAGGGAAAAGGCGCAGGAUCAUGGCUAGAAGUAAUACCGUCUUCUGGUAAGCACGCACAUAAAGCAAACAAGUUUUCCAUUGCAUCUUAUCUAAGACUGGGAUUGCCUCUGCCAUUCACUGAAUGGGCGAAUGUAUGCGAUUGUGGUCGAGUUAUAGACCCCAAGGAUACCACCUUUUGGUCUGUAAGUAUGGAGGUGGUCCUCUUUGGGCCCAUAACUCUGUUCUCCAUGGCUGGAGUGAAUGCAUGAGUGACCUACAUAUCCCACACGAGAAAGAACCAAGAAAUCUAUACGUCAACACUGAGGAUCGCCCAGACAUUACAUUCUUUGAUGCAGAAUCAGGACAAAAUCUAGUCAAGGCAUUCUAAAACGAUACAGCAUGGAGGAUGGGUUUGCUACCCGCGCAAGAGAAGAGAAGAAGACCAAUAAGUAUACAGGAGAAAUUCUACCGGGAGGGACGUCAUCAAAGUGUAUACCACUAGUGUUUAAGCACUUUGGUAGAUGGGGCCUGCAAGCUGAUGCCUUCUUGCACACUCUCUCAAAACAGUGCAGCCGUAUGGAGGAAGACCCCUUUUG
Messenger RNA from Corticium candelabrum, 1258 nucleotides. RefSeq lists its product as uncharacterized. Bases 224 to 931 code for a protein of 235 amino acids. Lineage: Eukaryota; Metazoa; Porifera; Homoscleromorpha; Homosclerophorida; Plakinidae. The record is from RefSeq and is a predicted model, not a curated record. The transcript has a single exon.